Molecule: messenger RNA, 882 nt
Organism: Strigops habroptila (Kakapo)
Lineage: Eukaryota; Metazoa; Chordata; Aves; Psittaciformes; Psittacidae
Product: fibrinogen-like protein 1-like protein
Exons: 4
Coding region: 1-876 (291 amino acids)
Source: RefSeq, a predicted model, not a curated record
AUGUCCUCGGACAAUGGAGGCUGUGUCUCACAAAGUGCCUAUAAAGUCACCGUGGAUAGCUCAGCAUGGGAGGGUGCACCACUGGGUUCCUGCUCUCUGCUCAGCUGUGCUGUUGUGAUGGGGCUCCAGGCUAGAACAAGUUUGCUCCAUGGGGGCCUUUUCCUCCUAGCCACAGUGGUGGCGAUGCUUCUUCUCGGUGCAAGUGCUGGCCCAGCAGUACCCACUGCCAGCCCCCGCAGUGGGUUCCCCGCAGACUGCAGCCAUCUCCGCAAGAACAGCCCCAGUGGGGUGUACGUCAUCCAGCCAGCACGGUCCCCCCCACGCGUGGUGUGGUGUGACAUGGACACCGAAGGCAAGGGCUGGACUGUUGUCCAGAGAAACUCUCAUGACACUGAGCUCACGUGGAAGCAAUCCUGGACCACCUACAAGUACGGCUUCGGGAAUGUGCAGGGCGAUCACUGGCUGGGCACCGAGUACCUGCAUCUGCUGACACAGCAGGGCACCUACAAGGUCCGCUUCGUCGUGCGGAAUAAAGCCAACGUCACCCAUUUUGCCGAGUACGACAUCUUCAGGGUGGAGAGUGAGGCCAGUGGGUACCCCCUGAGGCUGGGCCGAUAUUCUGGUGAAGGGGAUGACUACCUGACACUCUACCACCCCAAGAAGGGGGGCAUCCAUGACAACAUGAAGUUCAGCACAACCGACAAGGACCAAGACCAGUACAGUGGGAACUGCGCCAGCAGCUAUGGGGGCUGGUGGUAUGACAGGUGCCAGAACGUCCUGCUCAAUGCCAAAAACCACAUCCUUUGGCCAGGAUUCUGCGAUAAUGGCGACUGCUCAUCCUCCCUCAUCCUGGUCAAACCCACAGAUGUGUGCUGACCGUGC